This is a messenger RNA of Petromyzon marinus (sea lamprey), 2601 nucleotides long. Lineage: Eukaryota; Metazoa; Chordata; Hyperoartia; Petromyzontiformes; Petromyzontidae. The record is from RefSeq and is a predicted model, not a curated record.
CGUCACGUGGGCAGAGAAUGUUCUGGAAAGUGGCCGGAUAUAAAAGGGGCGCGCAGUGCGGCGUGCGGCCUCACACUCGCGUCCGCCAUCAACCGACAGGCCGCGCCGCCCUCUGCCUGCCCCGAAGAACCCUCGACUAAAAGAAAGGAAAAAAAUAAACAUAAAAAUAAAGCAAACAUGUCGAAGGGACCGGCAGUAGGGAUCGACCUUGGCACCACCUACUCGUGCGUGGGAGUGUUCCAGCAUGGGAAGGUGGAGAUCAUCGCCAAUGACCAGGGGAACCGCACCACGCCCUCCUACGUGGCCUUCAAUGACUCGGAGCGCCUCAUCGGUGAUGCAGCCAAGAACCAGGUUGCCAUGAACCCCACCAACACCGUCUUCGAUGCCAAGCGCCUGAUUGGGCGCCGCUUUGACGACCCUGUGGUGCACGCCGACAUGAAGCACUGGCCAUUCACGGUGGUGAGCGACGGUGGGCGACCCAAGGUGCAGGUCGAGUACAAGGGCGAAAACAAGACCUUCUACCCAGAGGAAGUCUCCUCCAUGGUGCUCACCAAGAUGAAGGAGAUUGCAGAGGCCUACCUGGGAAAGACUGUAACAAAUGCUGUGGUGACUGUACCGGCCUAUUUCAACGACUCACAGCGGCAAGCCACCAAAGAUGCCGGCACCAUUGCAGGGCUGAAUGUGCUGCGUAUUAUUAAUGAGCCAACAGCAGCAGCCAUUGCCUAUGGCCUUGACAAGAAGGUACAAAAGGUUGGCGGCGAGCGAAAUGUCCUCAUUUUCGACCUGGGCGGCGGCACAUUCGACGUGUCCAUCCUGACCAUCGAGGACGGCAUUUUUGAGGUGAAGUCAACGGCGGGCGACACUCAUCUGGGUGGCGAGGACUUUGACAACCGCAUGGUGAACCACUUCAUCCAGGAGUUCAAGCGCAAGCACAAGAAGGACAUCAGCGACAACAAGCGCGCCGUGCGUCGCCUGCGCACUGCCUGUGAGAGGGCAAAGCGCACCCUCUCCUCGUCCACUCAGGCGAGCAUUGAGAUCGACUCCCUGUACGAGGGCAUCGACUUCUACACGUCCAUCACGCGUGCUCGCUUUGAGGAGCUGAACGCCGACCUGUUCCGUGGCACCCUCGAACCCGUGGAGAAGUCUCUGCGUGACGCCAAGCUCGACAAGGCCCAGAUCCAUGACAUCGUCCUGGUCGGUGGCUCCACGCGUAUCCCCAAGAUCCAGAAGCUGCUGCAAGACUUCUUCAACGGCAAAGAGCUGAACAAGAGCAUUAACCCUGACGAGGCUGUUGCCUAUGGAGCUGCUGUGCAGGCUGCCAUCCUCUGCGGAGACAAGUCUGAGAACGUCCAGGACCUGCUGCUGCUUGACGUCACCCCGCUGUCCCUGGGCAUUGAGACUGCUGGUGGAGUGAUGACUGCUCUCAUCAAGCGCAACACCACCAUCCCCACCAAGCAGACGCAGACGUUCACCACCUACUCUGACAACCAGCCCGGUGUGCUCAUUCAGGUGUAUGAGGGUGAGCGUGCCAUGACCAAGGAUAACAACUUGCUGGGCAAGUUCGAGCUGACGGGCAUCCCUCCUGCACCCCGUGGAGUCCCUCAGAUUGAAGUAACCUUUGACAUCGAUGCCAAUGGCAUCCUCAAUGUGUCUGCUGUGGACAAGAGCACUGGCAAGGAGAACAAGAUCACCAUCACCAAUGACAAGGGUCGUCUGAGCAAGGAGGACAUCGAGCGCAUGGUCCAGGAGGCCGAGCGCUACAAACAGGAGGAUGAGAGCCAGCGCGACAAGAUCUCUGUGAAGAACGGCCUCGAGUCCUACGCCUUCAACCUCAAAUCCACCGUUGAGGACGAGAAGCUGCAGGGCAAAAUCAGCGACGAAGACAAGAAGAAGAUCCAGGACAAGUGCAAAGACGUGCUGGACUGGCUGGACAAGAACCAGACUGCUGAAAAGGAGGAGUUUGAACACCAACAGAAGGAGCUGGAGAAAAUCUGCAACCCGAUCAUCACGAAGCUUUACCAGGGUGCGGGUGGAAUGCCUGGGGGAAUGCCCGGUGGCUUUCCUGGAGCUGGUGCUGCCCCGAGUGGUGGUGGCGGUUCUUCAUCCGGCCCCACCAUUGAGGAGGUGGAUUAAAUACGGCCAGUAAACCAGAUGCAAUCCUUAAGUUAACACCAUGGCUAGACAAGCAAAUCAAGCAGGACCUUGUACAAUUGUUCUUCCCAAUACCUUUUGUACUUUGCCAUUGCCCACAAUUUAUCUUAAAAUAAUUGUCACGGUUUGACCCUGUUCAUAUUGUAAUUGCAAGUUUACAGAUUUAAUGUACUGUGGGAUCCUUGCAUGUCCAUCUGGUUUCCCAGUCGUUCUUCAGCAAGGUGUUCCAAGUCUGAAAGUUUUGGGAAUUUGGCUCGAGUUUUAAACUUGAUGUACAAUUUUAGUUGUAACCAACAAAAUUGUUAACGAAUAUUUGCAGUAACCAUGGCCAAUAAACUACUAGCAUCUGGUGCUGUGAAGCGCUUAUGAGGACCAGCACAUGCAUAUGAGCACUGUUGUAUGUGAACACUGUUUUGAAUGUCUAGUCCUUAAAUAAAGCAACCAACAAUG